UUAUGAAAGUUUUCAAUCCAGCAACAGCAAAAAAAUCGUUCUCAUUGCAGCAAAGACAAAGAACAUCUACAUCACCAUAAGCGUUGGUUUCCAAGAAUACCGUCUUUAGUCAGUGAACACGGAACAAGUGCCAAAACCACGCGGUAUGGAGUGCGUUCGAUUCCCGAUGUUUUUUCCCGAGAGUUCCGUCGGUUCAGUCUUAUCAUGAAGCUGGUGAAAAUCAGAAGAUCUUUAUCCAAGGGAUUAGCAUGACGACCGGCCCGGUCCAGUUUUUCACAGGUCGGGCCUACACCCAAAUUCCUUUAAUUUCCAUGUGUAUGAAUUAAUUGACGCGCACAGACAAUGAUGGAAAGGACCAGUGACUCAUUUCCUUUGAGAGCCUACCGUCUUGGGACGGGCCGAGAGAGAGAAAAAGGACAGCGAACCAGAAAAACUGGGACCGGAAGGACAGGAAAAAUAGGCGGUGCACACCAGACAAUUUGGGAAGAGGAAUCUUGCGGCGUAAUUCCAGUUGUUUUCCUUUCCGCUUUAGCUCGUGAGGAAGCUGUGUUUUUUGUGCUCCUUUGAACUGCGACCCCAUGCAAGGCAUGCAAAGGCGUCGCCGUACAUGACUUGGGUUUCAAAUUGGCACAUGCAAAUUCACGGGCGCUAGGGGAGGGGAGAAACCGACGCCCUGCUUUUCCCCACACGAGAACAGAUGCGGAGACCUGAGACCUUUCAACGAAAAUUCCACCAAGAUCUCCAAACCCGGCCAAACCUGAACGAAAAACCGUCCGACUGUUUUUGCAAAUUUGUUUACGCACCAAAAAAACAGGCGAGGUUCGUUGUGUAAGCAAAUAAGAGGCGUUGUUUGCGAGAGGAAUUAUAAAGGAAAGGCGGCGGACAUUUUCUGUUGUUUGCCGCUUGGUGUAGUCCCCGGGUCCCGGGGACAGAGGGCUGGUCGGUUAUUCAAAUGCAAUGUCAUAGUGCAUUGUCUCGAUUCGCCGAGUUCUACAUCCGGAAGAAUGACGCUAACAUCAUGACAGACGACCAGAGGAGAGGUUUAAACCACCAGAAGGACGCGGAAACCGCCGCAGAGAGAGAGUUCGAUGCGGCUCUGAGGAAAGGAUGGUCGGGGAGCCCGGAUUCCGACUCGCCGGCAUCCACGGCUCGAUGCUCAGGGAGGGUCGGGGGCUCAGACAAGGAGCUGGAGACCGUCAGCGGCAGCACCAACACAGAAGCCAUCUGGAGCGGGUUUCAGAUCGGGACGGGAAGCCCCGAGCUACAACAGCAGCCGUGCAGCGAAGAAGGGCGAAGCUGGACCCCGAACGUGCAACUCCAAUCCCCAUGGUGGAUCCCGCAAGAGGCCGCGCUAACGUCAGCGUACAUGGCCAUGGCGUCCUUCUCCGACCAUCUUGGCGAGCAGCUGUGGUGCGGCGUGUGCCUGGGUCGCUACACCGACCCCAAGGUGCUGCCGUGCCUCCACACCUUCUGCCGGCCGUGCCUGGAGCAGGUCCACGAGCGGGACGGCCGCCUGCGCUGCCCGACUUGCCAACAAGACGUGCCGCUCGCCGAUUCGGGCGUCGACGGCUUGCCGUCCAACUUCUUCAUUAACAACAUCCUCGACGUGGUGACAUCACAGGAAGAAGACGUGGAAAAUGGACUCGGGGAAGACUCCAGCGUUAGCAGUCGCGGGAACGGGAUUUCGGGGGUGGCGGCGGCAGGCUUGUCGCUGCACGGCGGCGGACGGCAAAGAUGUAACUCGUGCGAGGACGGCUCCCUCGCCACGUCCCGCUGCCGAGACUGCAACGAGUACCUCUGUGACAACUGUGUACUGGCCCACCAUCGCGUCAGGCUGACCAAAGACCAUUUUAUCUUACGACUCCAGCCUGACGGAGGCACCCGCCCGGCGCCCGGCCUGGUCGGCCCGCCCAUGUCUGUCCAGGUAGCCGCUGAGCGCGUGGCCUGCUUCUGCGCCGUCCACGAGAGCGAGAUAGUGCGUCUCUUCUGCGACACAUGCCGCCUGCCGAUCUGCAGAGAGUGCACCAUGUCCCUGCACCAGGGACACAGCUUCGUGUACCUGCAGGACGCCGUGCAGGACGCCAAGGCCGUGACUUCCCAGCUCCUCUCGGACGCACGACAAGGCAUCCAGGCUCUGGAACGGUCCUUGAAGGACACCCAGGCUAUGGCGGAGCGGGUCGAGAUGCAGACACAGUCAGUGUCCACAGAGGUACGGGCCACCACUCGCCGCUACAUGGCAGCCAUAGAGGAGAGAGAGCGGGAUCUUCUGCGGAGAGUGGAGAAAAUCAGGCAAGUGAAGGGCAAAACACUGCAUGUGCAAAUUGAGGAACUCAGGGCAGGGCUGGCCAAGCUUAGCCAAACUGUGAACUUUGUGGAAACUGCAUUAGAAACGGGUAGUGAUGUUGAUGUUCUGAAAACCAAAGAUGAGAUGGUGUCCCAGAUGAGAGAGCUUAGAGCCUUAAGAGGGCACCUCCAGCCUCACGAAGACGAUUCGAUCGUGUUCACCCCGCCGGACGCUGCCUUACACACAGCUGUUUCAAACCUGGGCAUCGUCUCGAGCAGCGCCUAUGCUGCGCAGUCAGUCGCGAACGGAGACGGACUUAAACGUGCACUUAAAGGAAAGACAGCACAGUUCAUAAUUCAUGCCAAAGAUCACCAGGGCGAAGCCCGAUGCACCGGAGGCGACCCAGUCUCCGUCAUAAUCCAGUCUCCCGAAGGGGGACUGUACCGAGCAGAAGUCAUAGACAGACAGAACGGCACCUAUGCCGUCAACUAUCGCGGUCAAACCGAGGGACAGCACACCAUAUCUGUGACCAUCCGUGGCAAGCACAUCCAAGAGAGUCCAUUCAAAGUGCAGGUGAAAACCGGGCGCAACUACAGUACUGUGGGACAGAUGCUGCUGAAGAUAGGGGUGGAGGGAGAGGGGGAAGGCCAGUUGUGUCGCCCGUGGGGCAUCUGCUGCGACAAAGAUGGCAACUACAUAGUAGCUGACCGCAGCAAUAAUCGUAUACAGGUCUUCAACCACAGCGGGACAUUCCUUCACAAGUUUGGGUCUGCAGGGUCACGGAAUGGCCAGUUCGAUCGACCAGCGGGGGUGGCUGUCGACAAUCAGGGGCGAAUCAUCGUGGCGGACAAGGACAACCACCGCAUUCAGAUCUUCAGCUUCCACGGCGACUUCAUGCUGAAAUUCGGCGAGAAGGGCAGCAAAAAUGGACAGUUUAACUAUCCAUGGGACGUCGCCGUCAACUCGGAGGGGAAGAUCCUAGUGUCAGACACACGAAAUCACCGCGUCCAGCUCUUCCACGCGGACGGCUCCUUCUACAACAAGUACGGGUUCGAGGGCGCCCUCUGGAAGCAUUUCGAUUCGCCGCGCGGUGUCGCAUUCAAUCGCGAAGGCCACAUGGUGGUCACGGACUUCAACAACCAUCGCCUUCUUGUCAUACAUCCCGAUUUCCAGUCCGCUAGAUUCCUAGGCAGCGAGGGCACUGGCAACGGACAAUUCCUGCGCCCCCAGGGCGUGGCCGUCGACCAGGAAGGGCACAUCAUCGUGGCCGACUCCCGCAACCAUCGCAUCCAAGUCUUCACACCCAACGGCAACUUCCUGUACAAGUUCGGGAUGCCGGGAACCGGACCGGGGUGCGUGGACCGACCGUCGGGCAUUUGCGUGACUCCCGACGGACUCAUCGCAGUCGUGGACUUCGGUAAUAACCGUGUACAAGUCUUCUAAAGGACUGCCAGGCUGUUCACAGCCACAAGCCUCCUCAAAAGGAGUUCAAGUCUCAGGGUGGUACUAUUCAUAAAAAGGCAAGCCUUCUCUAAGUUGUUUGUUUCUUAUAUAUUUUUUUUCUGUAAGAAGAACUAGCUGUAAAUGUAGUGUUACUAAGUAAAAAUUAUGGGUGAUUAUGAUAUAAGAUGAGCACAGAAAUUGCUGGUCUUGCGCUGCUGCUACCACGUUGUGUAACAACCAUUGAGUGCAUUUGGCCAAGCUUGCAUCUAUCCAUCCUCCAAAAGAUACAACAACCACACCCCUUGAAGAAUUCCAUGCAGCGAUAGCGUUUCAUUCCUCCUUGUUGUAAGAUUCUAAUCUCUGUGCCAAAAGUAGACAGAAUCAAAACAUUACUCGGAUAUCCAUCCUAGUGACCAUUCAUUACGCAGCAAUAUUAUCGCCAAAGUCUAUGUAAAUUUAAUGAACUAACGCUAGAUACUUACAAUUCUGAAUUGUACCAAAUGUAUGCUUGACCUUUUGUUUCCGAUUUGCCUUGCAAGGUUUGGUUAUUUUGCACAUUAUGACUACCUCAGAAAAACAGUUUUAUUUUCCAAAGACCUCAGUGUAAUAAUAAAUAGCUUAAAAACCAUAUCCAUUUGCAAGGCCGGCCAGAUAAAAAAUACCAGAAACCAAAGAUGCAAAUGCUUGUUAUGAUAGAAAAAUGACAAACUGAUGAUGUAGACUGGAUUUUUUUGUUCUACUCUGUAGGAAGCUUGAUGCUGCAUCCACACAUCUACCUCAUAUAAAUCAACAUUCAUAUACCGAGUCAUAGAAAAUAUCACCCAUAAUGUUUACUCAUGACUGGUGUGUAGUAUUGUAGCAUGUUUAGGCCUUAUUGUAGUGUUAGAAAGAAGCCAGUCCGUUUAUUGUGAGAAGCAAAGUAAUAAUUUUUUUGUAUCCUUACAGGCUUUGUCAAUAUGUGAUAGGAAAAUUCCUCUACUUCUAGUAGACCUAAUAGGCCUGCAUUUUCGUUGCCAAGAUGGAAAUGCAGAUUUUUAUGGGUUCUGACUUUACUUCCAUUUUAUAUUGUCGGAAGCUGGGAACUAAUUUUAUAAUUGUUCAGCAGUUCUUAAUCCAUUUGCAGAAGUACAAGAAUAUGGUCAAACCGCAGAGCUCUAUUGGAGAGUAUAUAUUUGAGAGCAUUGAAACGGUCAAAGACCUUACAUGUUCGCACAGUGCUAAAGCAGAGGUACCAAAAAGUUAAUUUUUAGGGCUUGUAAGGGCCUUUCCACUUCAAAAAGUGGUCCGAGAAGUGUUGUAUGUUUAACAUGUCAUAGACGUCGUCUCACUGUGUGCACCAGAAAACUCUGGAUCUAUCCCAAACUUGGAAAAAAGGAAUCAAUGUUCUUGUGUCCUGUCCGUUCUGUAACUGUGAAGUCAGUCGAAAAUCCUCUCCGCUUGAAACCAAAGAUUGUCGCAAGCUUUAAAAAAAAACGUGUGAAGUUCAAACAUGAUGUCAACACUUUCCUAGAACCUGCUGUGCUGUUUAAUUUGUAGGAGGUAACCUCGUUGUUCAAUGUCUGUUUAUUUUCUGAGAUUCAGGCGAAAAGCUAGGGCACAACUACGUCUUGCUAAUGGAGGUGCUGGGAUAGUACUAAUGCUGAGAACUAUACCUGUGGUAGACACUGUGAGUCUAUCUCUGCAAUGUGUUUUCAAUAGGAAAGAAAAGAGUAAUGUUCUUGGCAUACAGAGAGUAUGACAGAAGUUGUGGCAAAAGCUCAGGCUAAUGAAUUGUUGUAGAACGUCUGUAGUGAUCUGCUAUGUACGAGCUUAGCUUAGUCUAUCCUGAAUGAGAGUACUGAUUUCUUCUCGCUAUGCAAUCAUUCAAUCAAUGUGGAAUUAAAACCAUUUCUGUUUGUGAUUUGCCAGAAAA
Messenger RNA from Branchiostoma belcheri (Belcher's lancelet), 5639 nucleotides. RefSeq names its product E3 ubiquitin-protein ligase TRIM71-like. The record is from RefSeq and is a predicted model, not a curated record. Gene Ontology annotation, molecular function: protein binding; ubiquitin protein ligase activity; zinc ion binding. Gene Ontology annotation, biological process: protein polyubiquitination; proteasome-mediated ubiquitin-dependent protein catabolic process. Bases 953 to 3727 code for a protein of 924 amino acids. Lineage: Eukaryota; Metazoa; Chordata; Leptocardii; Amphioxiformes; Branchiostomatidae. The transcript has 2 exons.